Molecule: messenger RNA, 1971 nt
Organism: Menidia menidia (Atlantic silverside)
Lineage: Eukaryota; Metazoa; Chordata; Actinopteri; Atheriniformes; Atherinopsidae
Source: the annotation of a GenBank genome assembly
GCUGACCCUCCCACCCCUCCCUCUGCCAGCCCAGGCAGGACGCUGCUGCUCAGGGAGCUCUCUGCUCACCUUCAGGGGGACAUCCAUCCACCAGCCGUCCAGCUGCUGAGAGGGGAAGUGUGGAGCUUGAUGCUGCUGAUCCCAGUGCAGGCUGCACAGGACCAGGAUGUUCGAGCAGGAUGCAGCACAGCAGUAAACGACCUGGUCUAUGUCGUGGACGGUUCAUGGAGCGUUGGCCUGGCUGACUUUGAUAAAGCCAAGCAAUGGCUCAUCAACAUCACCAGCGGGUUCGACAUCAGUGUCCUCUAUACACAGGUGGCUGUGGUCCAGUACAGUGACACACCUCGACUGGAGAUAUCUCUGGGGGAGCAUCAUGGAGCAACAGAGCUCAUCGAAGCAAUAAAGGGCAUCACCUACAUAGGAGGAAACACACAGACUGGCAGGGCUAUCAAGUUUGCUGUGGACCACGUGUUCUCUGUCUCCAAACGGGCCAGCCAGGUCAAGAACCGCAUAGCUGUUGUGGUGACUGAUGGCAAAUCUCAGGAUGAUGUGGUGGAGGUGAGCAUGGAGGCCCGUGCUCAGGGUAUCACAGUGUUUGCUGUGGGUGUUGGCAGUGAGAUCACCACAUCGGAGCUGGUGUCCAUCGCAAAUGAGCCAUCGGCGACAUAUGUCCUGUAUGCUGAAGAUUAUACCAACAUUUACCGCCUGAGAGAUGCCAUGGAGCAGAAGCUGUGUGAAGAGUCCGUUUGCCCCACACGGAUCCCGGUGGCCUCUCGAGAUGAGAAAGGCUUUGAGCUGAUGGCAGGCCUGAAAGUUCAGACCAAAGCCUCGAAGAUCACCGGCUCUCUGGUUUCUGAAACAGCCUAUGCUCUCACUACCUCCACAGACAUUACCGAGAAAACAAGAGACAUAUUUCCAGAAGGUCUGCCUCCAUCCUACGUAUUUGUGGCCACUCUGCGCUUGAAGGGGGCCGCUGCCAGGGCGGCUUUUGAUCUGUGGAGGGUGCUGUCGAAGGAAAAGGAGAUCCAGGUUGCUGUGACGCUGAGUGGAAGAGACAAAACCGUCACUUUCACCACCACCAGGAUGUCAGAAGAGCACCAGCGAAUCACCUUCAAGCUUGGUUUCCAGGCCCUUUAUGACGGGAGAUGGCAUCAGCUGAAACUGCUGGUGAGGCAACGACAGAUCUUCAGUUUCCUCGAUGAUGAACUGAUCCAGAAAGCCAAAUUGGAGCCCAUGGAACCCAUUUACAUCAAUGGAAAGACGCAGGUCGCCAAGAGGCCAGGAACAGAUAUCACAGUGCCGGUGGAGCUUCAGAAGCUGCGUCUGUACUGUGACCCCCAUCAGAGUGACAAAGAAACAGCCUGUGAAAUCUACACUGUGUGUCCCCAAAACCGAACAGCACCAGAAGAAGAAGACAGUGUUGUUGGCUCCGUAAGAAACCUGGAUUCUCAGGGGGAGAAGGGAAGUCAAGGCCCUCCAGGAGCUGAUGGUAAGCCUGGAACCCCUGGUGAGAAAGGGGAGCCAGGACUUCCAGGCGAAACCGGACCAAUGGGGGAACCAGGACCACCAGGCCCCAGCGGGCUGGGUGGGCCACCAGGACCAAAGGGAGAACAAGGGGAUACUGGUCCAACUGGUGCUGCUGGAGCUGGAGGUGCCCCGGGUUCCCGGGGACCUCCUGGUGAAGUGGGACCUCCAGGACCUCUGGGUCUGCAAGGGUUGCCUGGACCUCAGGGUGCACCUGGGAUAAAAGGAGCAUUGGGAGUCCAGGGCCCCCGGGGUCCGCCUGGAGAAGUUGGUCCAGUCGGUCCCAAGGGGAAGAGCGGGGAUCCAGGAACCGCAGGUCCUCUUGGCCCAGCAGGACAGAAGGGCUUGGUGGGGGACCCCGGCUUUCCAGGGCUACCGGGCGCCACGGGCCUGCCCGGCUACAAAGGUCACAAGGGGGAGAGGGGGGAGACCGGGUCCAAAGGAAAC